UUUCUAUCUCUAAUAUUCUCCCUCUUUCUUCCAGAAAUUGAACCCAGUGGUGCUACAUCCACUGAGCUACAUCCCCAGCCCUUAUUUUAUUUUGAGACAGGGUCUCACUAAAUUUCACAGGCUGGUAUUGAAUUUGCGAUCCUCCUGCCUCUGCCUCCCAAGUAGCUGGGAUCCCAGGUGGUCAUGUGCCAGUCUUCCAGUGGCCUCGGGUUCUUCUUGCUGUCAUAACUGGUCUCCUGGGGCAUCAACAAAGACAAAACAGAGAAAUCCUUCUGUAAAAAGAACAGCAUUUAUCCCCAGUGGCUUCUCACAAGCUUUCAAAGGGAAAAGGUGGAAUGGGUCACUCCUCCUAGAGCGAGUCCAGCCCAUGCUCAGGAUGCGGAGCCAUUGGCCAAGGGAUCCCGGGCUCCAGCAGUCCCGCUCCCCUCCGUACCUUAACAAACAUGAAAAACAAGUGCAGUUUCUUCAUGGGCCCCAACUCCACCCUCUCAGGUGGAAAUGUUUCUUUGGAGACUCAGCGUUGGCAAAGUUUCUCCCACCAGAUGACCAGGGCUGCCCGGGUGUCAGUGACGUGGCCGGUUCCUCUGAGAAACAGCAAAGACUUUGUCACGAAGGUGACUCAGGUAUCAGUGUCUACGUGAAAGGAAGGACUUCUCUCACACUGAGGGCGGUGGCUUUCCGAUCGCGGGUAAGGGCCUCCCCAACAGCUCUGUCUGCUCCGUCCUCCUGUGCGGCUGCCGGCCGGGUGGGAGGGCUGCUCUCAGUCCGCCCUCUGAGUUCCCUGGGCUUCCGGAAGGGCCCGAGAAGGAGUAAGAGGAGCCGGCGAGGCGAUCGGCGCCCAGGGCGGUGCACUGAGGCCCUGCAGUCUCCGCCCGUGUCACCCUCUGUGAUGCUCCCCGGUGUCCUCGCCGCCGGCCCCAGCAUCACAGCCACACACCUCGGACUCAGCUUCAUCGUCAGGCGCGGGUGGUUUCCCCGCCCUGCAGACGGCAGCAGCGCUGUCUCUCAGCGGAGAGCAGAGAUGGAGGGCAGCGGCCCUCCUGCCCCUCCUCCAGGUCCCUGCAGCGGGCCGCGUUCUCUCCUUACGUCCCCUCGGUUCCAGGACACUUGUGCCGGGACCCCCCCCAGCUCCCAAUCUUCUCAAGGACUCCCCUGCGUGCCGCCUCUUUCUCUAGCCUCUGAUCCCCUCUCUGUCUCUACUGGACCAUCCUCAUUACUGUAA
This is a messenger RNA of Heterocephalus glaber (naked mole-rat), 1222 nucleotides long. The record is from RefSeq and is a predicted model, not a curated record. Lineage: Eukaryota; Metazoa; Chordata; Mammalia; Rodentia; Bathyergidae.